Messenger RNA from Melopsittacus undulatus (budgerigar), 2880 nucleotides. It is a transcript of the gene ARHGAP24, whose product is annotated as Rho GTPase activating protein 24. Gene Ontology annotation, biological process: signal transduction; wound healing, spreading of epidermal cells; negative regulation of Rac protein signal transduction. The record is from RefSeq and is a predicted model, not a curated record. Lineage: Eukaryota; Metazoa; Chordata; Aves; Psittaciformes; Psittaculidae. Gene Ontology annotation, molecular function: GTPase activator activity. Bases 288 to 2405 code for a protein of 705 amino acids. Gene Ontology annotation, cellular component: focal adhesion. The transcript is spliced from 9 exons.
CGUGCGGCGCCGGGGAUUUCUGGGGGGAGGGCGUUGGGAGCGCGGAGCUCCGGCGUGGCGCUGGCAGCCCGCGGAGAGGAAGGGAAGGAGGAGAAACUUGUGAGUGCAGUCAAGCUGAAACAAGCUGUCACCGGUUCCGAGUUUGUCUGGGGAAGCCACCGCAUUUAUGGGUGAGGAGAUGGAGCCUGCUUGUGGACAGUAGGAGUCCUGGCCCGGGGCAGUUUCGGAGCUCCCGUGGACCGGGUCGGCACGGCAGCUAAACGCACGGAGACUUGCCCAGUGCCAGCAUGGAAGAGCACAAUGGCUCUGCAGAGAUUCCCCCACCGAGCCAAGGGCGGCAUAGUGCCAUCAAGUGCGGGUGGCUGCGGAAGCAAGGAGGCUUUGUCAAGACCUGGCACACACGUUGGUUUGUUCUCAAGGGUGACCAGCUUUACUAUUUCAAAGAUGAAGAUGAAACCAAGCCCUUGGGCACCAUUCUUCUGCCUGGCAACAGAGUAAUUGAGCAUCCCUGCAAUGAAGAAAGCCCAGGAAAAUUCCUUUUUGAAGUUGUUCCAGGUAUUUUUGGCCAGAAACUGGAAGAUACUGUCCGAUAUGAAAAGCGCUAUGGGAACCGUCUGGCUCCCAUGUUGGUGGAACAGUGUGUGGAUUUUAUUCGACAACGGGGGCUGAAGGAAGAAGGCCUUUUUCGACUGCCUGGGCAGGCUAAUCUUGUCAAGGAGUUACAGGAUGCAUUUGACUGUGGAGAGAAGCCUUCUUUCGACAGCAACACAGAUGUGCACACGGUGGCGUCACUGCUUAAGCUGUACCUAAGGGAACUCCCAGAACCAGUAAUACCAUAUGCAAAAUACGAAGAUUUUCUUUCCUGUGCCAAAAUGCUCAGCAAGGAUGAGGAAAUGGGCCUGAUAGAACUGGUGAAACAAGUGAAGAGCUUGCCAGCUGUCAAUUAUAAUCUGCUGAAAUAUAUCUGUAGAUUCCUUGAUGAAGUCCAGUCUUAUUCAGGCAUAAACAAAAUGAGUGUGCAAAAUCUGGCUACUGUUUUUGGUCCCAACAUUCUUCGCCCCAAAGUGGAAGAUCCUCUAACUAUCAUGGAAGGUACAGUAGUAGUCCAGCAGCUAAUGUCAGUGAUGAUCAGCAAACAUGAAGAGCUGUUUCCCAAGGAUGCAGACCCUCAAAUGGGACCCGAGGUAUGCAACAACAACAAUGAAUUGCCAAAGAAAGCAAUUGCAGGGCAGCUGCAGAACAAAGAGAACAACAAUACCAAGGAGACAGCAGUGAGGCGCUGCUCUUGGGACAAACCUGAGUCUCCCCAAAAGGGAAGCAUGGACAAUGAGUCCCCAACUGCUCUGCCAGGCAGCAAGACAAGCAGUCCCAGGAACAGCAUACAGAAACUAGAUGUCACCAGAAGCCCACCACUCAUGGUGAAAAAAAAUCCUGCUUUCAAUAAAGGCAGUGGCAUUGUCACUAAUGGGUCCUUCAGCAGCAGUGUGGAAGGCCCUGAGAAGAGCCAGACCUUACCAAACUGUACCCUACAAGCCAGGAGAACAUCAUCCCUGAAAGGACCAGUGACUAAGAUGGGCACACACAGCGUGCAGAAUGGGGGUGUGCGGAUGGGUGUUUCCAGCACAGAUGGGCACAGCAACACCCUCAACAGCCGGACCCCAGGCUGGGUGCCCAAUGGCUACGUCACACUGAGGGAUAACAAGCAGAAGGAGUCAGUGAGUGAGUCAGGACAGCACAAUCGGCUUUCCACCUAUGACAAUGUCCACCAGCAGUUCUCUAUGGUGAACUCUGAGGACAAACAGAGUGUGGACAGUGCCACCUGGUCAACGUCCUCUUGUGAAAUAUCCCUCCCUGAGCACUCCAACUCCUGUCGUUCAUCCACCACCACCUGCCCUGAACAGGAUUUUUAUGCGGGUAACUUUGAAGACUCUGUGCUGGAUGGACCACCACAUGAAGACCUCUCAAACCCGGGUGACUAUGAGAGCAAAAGUGACAGGAGGAGUGUGGGGGGCCACAGCAGCCGAGCUACCAGCAGCAGCGAUAACAGUGAAACAUUUGUGGCCAACAGUACUAACAAUCACAGUGCUUUGCACAGCCUUGUGUCCAGCUUGAAGCAAGAGAUGGCCAAGCAGAAACUAGAGUAUGAAACAAGGAUAAAAAGCCUGGAGCAGAGAAAUCUCACCCUAGAGACGGAAAUGAUGGCCCUGCAUGAAGAACUGGAUCAAGAGCGGAAGAAGUUCACAAUGGUAGAAAUCAAAAUGCGCAAUGCAGAACGAGCCAAGGAAGAUGCAGAGAAGAGAAAUGAUAUGUUGCAGAAGGAAAUGGAGCAGUUUUUCUCCACUUUCGGGGAACUGACAGUGGAGUCUCGCAGACCAGAAAGAAGCAACACCAUCUGGAUCCAGUGAGAAUCGGAAGUGUUGACUGUGGGACUUUGGGGAAGGGCUUGCGGGUAUUAUACUGUAUCAGGUGGCUGGUCACCUGUCUGAGGCUAGUACUCAACAUAAUGUUAUAAACCCUUGAAGGAAGAGGUCAUACAGACGUUAACCGCUCAUAUCUACAGUGUGUACUUAUCAAGUUAUACUCUUUGAAUGCUUCAUGAGACUACUGUCAAGUGUUAAACUGGAUAUGUGUAUAUAAAUUUAAAAAAAAAAAUCACCUUAGAGAGCAAGAAAUAUUUUAAUGCAAGUCUUGUAUUUAAACUGGUAAAUUGAAAUGUUGUUGCUAUCAAGCUUUAUAUCAAGGCUUUUCUCCCUUGCACUUAACAUAUAAGCUAUUUUUGGCAUUGUGUUAGCAUCAGCUUAUUUUGUAUAUCAAAUGUUUUUUUGGUUUUGUUUUUUUUUGUUACCCCUCUUGCUGGGGAGUGGAGAUAAACAGAUAUGU